Messenger RNA from Conger conger (European conger), 2520 nucleotides. RefSeq names its product V-set and immunoglobulin domain-containing protein 10-like 2. The record is from RefSeq and is a predicted model, not a curated record. The coding region runs from base 1 to 2520 and encodes 839 amino acids. NCBI's taxonomy places the organism in Eukaryota, Metazoa, Chordata, Actinopteri, Anguilliformes, Congridae. The transcript is spliced from 12 exons. Gene Ontology annotation, molecular function: protein binding.
AUGGGGUAUGGACUUGUAGGGGAGGCCUAUUUCUGCCUGAGUGUCUGCCUUCUACCUCUCUUUCUGCAAGGUUUGGAGAUCCUGGACCCCGGGGAGGUGGUGUACGUCAACUCGGUGACGAAGGGGGUGGUGGGCCGCUCGGUGCUGCUGGAAUGCGGCAACACCCUCCCGGACGUCUACAUCUGGGGCUUCACCAUGCCGGGGAAGGAGCACAUCCGAGCCGUGGUCUACAACUUCGGCCAGGGGCCCCGGCUCCAGAAGCUGGCCACCAGCCUGGGGGACCUCAGCGUCAUCUCCGACUCUUCAUCGCUCCUCAUCGACAGGCUGCCGCUGUAUGCCCAGGGCAUGUACACCUGCCAGGCCCUGUAUGACACCCCGGAGGGAGCCAGGGUCUUCUACUACUAUGUCAGGCUGCUUGUUCUGGUGCCCGUGUCCAAGCCCUACAUCCUGGUGAGUGACACGUCGCCGGCCGAGGGCAUGACCAUGUGGAUGCGCUGCAACCUGGAGAACGGGACGGGCCCCAUUAACUACGCCUGGGAGCGGGAGAACCGCGACGGCGUCACCGCCAAGGUCUCCGAGGGCAACGUCAGCCUGGUCAACGUCACCGUGGUGAGCCGCAACCACUCCGGCUGGUACCGCUGCCUGGCCAACAACGAGGUCAACAAGCAGCGCAGCGACCGCAUCUGGCUGGACAUCAUCUUCGGCCCUGAUGUCCCUAAGAUCGACAUCACCCCCUACUCGGUGACAGAGCGCGGCUACUCCGCCCUGGAGCGGGAGACGGUCACCCUGCUCUGCCAGGCCUCCUCCAACCCGCCCAGCCUGUACAUCUGGUUCUACAACAACUCCCAGGUCUUCACUGGCCCCCAGUUCACCAUUACCAAGAUCCUCCGCAUGCACACUGGCCAGUACUCCUGCCUGGCCCAGAACACCUACCUCAACACCCGCUCCAAGAGCACCGUCACCCUCACCGUCUACUAUCCGCCUGAAGGAAGCCCCACUUGUACCAUUCUCCCUGGCAACAACUACACGGACCUGGCCCUCUGGUGCACCUGGAUGGGGGGUUACCCCCAGCCGUCCUUGGCAUGGACCGGUGGGGAUGCCUGGGAGGACUCUUACGGGAGGGAACAGUCGCUGGGCAAUGCCACCCUGAUGCAGCCCGGCGCCAGAACCGCUGACCGAUCCACGUUCACCUGCCAGGGCUCGCACGUGGCACUGAACACCACCGCCAGCUGCAACGCAACGGCACUGCUGCCCCCUGGUGAGCCCAAGUGCUCCGCGUACGCCACGCGCAACAACAUGUACCUGAUGCUGUCGUGCUCCUGGGAGGGCGGGAGCCCGCGCGCCCUGCUGUGGUGGGCCUCCAGCAACGGGGCCCCCCAGGGCAGCUCCGAGGAGAACGCCAACAUCCUGGUCCUGCGCUCCAGCGCCACCUACAGCGGGAAGGCCUUCGCCUGCAACGCCAAACACCCGCUGACCACGCCCAACAAGCGCUGCACCCUGAAGCUGGAGGCUCCGGUGCUGGUGACUCAGCGGAGCGUGGUGUCUGUCUACGAGGGCAGCGACGUCCAGCUCACCUGCAUCCUGACGGCCAACUACCCGGCCACCGAGAUCACCUGGUACAACAACCUGAAGAACCAGGUGUCGGACACGCCCAGGAAGUACCGGCUGCACAACGAGGCGGCCUGGUCCAACCUGACGGUGCAGGAGACGGACGGGCUACGCGACAGCGGCCAGUACUGGUGCUCCGCAACCAACGCCGUCGGGGGCGCCGAGAUUCCCAUCAUGCUCUUCGUCAAAAAGUACCCAGUCCCGCCCAAUGUGACCAUAAGCAAGAUUGUGUACAGCAGCCGCCAGCGGACCGAGGUGGACCUGGAGUGGGAGAUCAAGACCGAGGGGGUCCUGACCGGGUUCUUCGUGGAGCGCCAGCGGGCCCGAGAGCUGGACCCAAAAUUUGGCGCCGGCCUUGCCGCAGUCUGGCAGAAGGUGGCGGCUGACCUGGAGCCUGACGCCCGCACACACACACUCCCCGGCCUGGACCCCACUGCCACCUACGCCUUCCGCAUCACCGCCAUCAACCAACGCACCACCGGACACCCGUCAGAGGUCAUGACCCCAGCCGACCCCCCCUUCAGCGCCUACCCGGCGGUCAUCGGAGCCGCCAUCGGGGGAAUGCUGAUCGCCAUGAUAGGCACCAUACUGCUCUUCAUGUACAUCGUGAGGAACCGCAACAACAACAGACGCCUUCACGACUUGAUCUUUGGAAUGCAGCACAGCCAGUCCAGGGAGAACAUUAACUUCCCAGAGGACGAGACAGCUGGGGGGCUCGAGGGAGAGGAGGUUGUGGGGGGAGGGAGCCCCCCGGGGGUGAGGCAAAGCCCCCGAGCCAUGAGACCCAGCCCCCUCGCCAGCGCAGGACCCACAGCUUCACCAGAAAGCCCCGCCUCCGUUUCAGGAGCCCCGCCCCCCGGAGGCGACAACGACCCCGUCAAUGUCACCAUCACCGUCACGGCAACCAGCUGA